This is a messenger RNA of Lotus japonicus, 2570 nucleotides long. Its product is annotated as pentatricopeptide repeat-containing protein At2g02980, chloroplastic-like. Gene Ontology annotation, molecular function: protein binding; zinc ion binding; RNA binding. The record is from RefSeq and is a predicted model, not a curated record. Gene Ontology annotation, biological process: RNA modification. The transcript has 2 exons. The coding region runs from base 438 to 2570 and encodes 710 amino acids. NCBI's taxonomy places the organism in Eukaryota, Viridiplantae, Streptophyta, Magnoliopsida, Fabales, Fabaceae.
UACUAUGUUUGACUUUUCUGAGUAAACUUGCAUCUGUUUGUGGCUCUGGUGUCGGAAGCACAUGUAACACUUGACAGUUGAUACAGUUAUGCCAUGUUAUUCUGUGUGCAUCACUUGAUUGUGGUGGCAUACCCAUGUUCCAAAUCCUCCAACCAAAUGCAAACCUCUGUUUCAACCUCUGCAUCUCUUUCACUCCCUCUUCAUCCUCACUCCUUCCCUCCAAUUCCAAACACUUUCCCCCUCCCCAACUUCAAACCUCUCUCCCUAUCAUCUCAACAACAACAAAAACCAAUUCCCUCACCCUCAUCACCACCCCCACACCCCAUUCACAAGCACCCCAGUGGCCCAUCUUCCCUCAUCCAUUACCAUUUCAAGCGCGGAAAUAUUGACCUCGCGCGCCAAGUGUUCGAGGAAAGUCCCCGCAAAAGCAUUGGUGCAUGAAUGCCAUGAUCUCCAGUUUCGCUCAUAAUAGCAUGCUGAGGGAAGCGUUGGAGUAUGUGAGGCUAACGUUAGAGAAUGGAAAAAGGCCAAACUGGAUUACCAUGACUGUAAUUCUUCCCAUUUGUGCCAAGUUGAGGCCACUGAAACAAGGGAAGGAGGUCCAUGCUUAUGCUUUGAAACGUAGGUUCCUGCCUCACGUGACGAUGGUUUCUUCGUUGAUGGUGAUGUACUCUAAGUGCGGUGUGAUUGGGUAUUCCAUUUGGCUGUUUGAUGGAAUGGAGAAAAAGAAUGUGAUUUUGUGGACGGCCAUGAUUGAUUCGUGCGUGGAAAAUGGGUUUUUGAAUGAAGCUCUUGCUGUCAUGAGGUCAAUGCAAUUGACGCAGCAGAGGCCUAGUGAAAUCGCAAUGAUAAGUAUUGUUCAUGUCCUUGCAGAACUUGCUGAUCAGAAAUUGGGGAAAGCCAUGCAUGGUUAUGUAAUGAGGAGUAGAAACUGUGGGAAAUCAGGGGUUCCUCUGAGUACUGCUCUGAUAGAUAUGUAUGUUAAAUGUAAAGAUUUAGCUUAUGCAAGAAGGUUUUUUAAUGGUUUGUCUGGGGCUAGUAUCGUUUCAUGGACGGCUAUGAUUGCAAGCUACAUUCAUUCCAAUAAUUUGAAUGAAGGUGUUAGACUUUUUGUCAAAAUGCUUGAGGAGGGUGUGUUGCCAAAUGAGAUUGCAAUCUUUAGUUUGGUCAAAGAAUGUAGCAAAGUAGGAGCUCUAGAACUGGGUAAGUGGUUGCAUGCUUUCACUCUAAGAAAUGGGAUUACCAUUUCUGUAGUUCUGGCCACUGCUUUUAUUGAUAUGUAUGGUAAAUGCAGUGAUGUUAGAAGUGCAAGAUCUGUUUUUGAUAGCAUUGAGAACAAAGAUUUAAUGAUUUGCAGUGCCAUGAUUUUAGCUUAUGCACAAACCAAUUGUAUAGAUGAGGCGUUUGAUAUCUACGUCCAGAUGACUGAUUGUGGAAUAAGGCCAAAUGAGAUAACCAUGGUUAGUCUCCUUGUGUUAUGUGCAAAAUCUGGAUCCCUUGAAAUGGGUAAGUGGAUCCAUUCUUACAUAGACAAGCAAGGAAUUAAAAGAGAUACGAAACUUAAAACGUCCUUGGUUGACAUGUAUGCAAAGUGUGGAGACAUAGACACAACCUAUAGACUUUUUGCUGCAGCAGCUGACCCAGACGUUUCCAUGCGGAAUGCCAUGAUUUCGGGUUACGCAAUGCAUGGCGAUGGAGAUUCAGCACUGGAACUUUUUGUAGAAAUGGAAGCACAAGGGGUUAUCCCUAAUGACAUCACAUUUAUUGGAGCUCUUAAAGCUUGUAGUCAUUCUGGAUUGUUGCAAGAAGGGAAGAGGCUGUUUCAUAAGAUGGUUCAUAACUUUGGGUUAGUCCCAAAAGUUGAGCACUAUGGGUGCAUGGUGGAUCUUCUCGGCCGAGCUGGAUUGCUUGAUGAAGCUCAGAAACUAAUCAAUGACAUGCCCAUGAGGCCCAACACGGCGGUAUUGGGAUCUUUCCUUGCUGCAUGUAAGCUUCACAAAAAUGUGAAACUUGGGGAAUGGGCAGCAAAACAAUUUCCCUCAUUGGAACCCCACAAAUGUGGAUAUAAUGUUCUGAUGUCAAACAUAUAUGCAGCAGAAAAUAGAUGGGGUGAUGUAGCUGAUAUAAGAAGAGUUAUGACGGAUGCAGGCAUUAGUAAAGAACCAGGUUUCAGCUCCAUUGAAGUGAAUGGAUCAGUUCAUGAAUUCAUAAUGGGAGAUAGGAAGUACCUAGAAACUAAAAAAUUUUAUGAAAUGAUCGCUGAGAUGAGAGAAAAACUAGAAGAUUCUGGAUACACCCCGGAUAUAUCUUCGGUUCUUAUGAACAUAGAUAGGGAGGAGAAAGAAACUGCACUUAAUUAUCACAGUGAAAAACUGGCUAUGGCAUAUGGUCUGAUUAGCACAGCUCCUUGUGCUCCAAUUCGAAUUGUAAAGAAUCUUAGAGUUUGUGAUGAUUGUCACAAUGCAACCAAGUUACUGUCCAAGAUUUAUGGGAGGGAGAUAAUAGUGAGGGACCGGAAUCGUUUUCACCACUUCAAGGAAGGAUCUUGUUCUUGUCAUGAUUAUUCGUAA